This is a messenger RNA of Oikopleura dioica, 1533 nucleotides long. Lineage: Eukaryota; Metazoa; Chordata; Appendicularia; Copelata; Oikopleuridae. The record is from the annotation of a GenBank genome assembly.
AUGCAGCACGGCCCGAGCCAUCGCGCUGUGGAGUAUGCUAAAGCAAUGGCUCCGGAUCCCUUCCCACAGGACAGAUUAGACUUCCAGAAACGCGGUUUCCUCGAUAAACAAUACGAAGAGCUUGAACCCUUGCGAUGCGAAGACAAGCGCCACAACGGCUACUGCAACUGCGUUCAUCGCUUUAUCAUCUCCAGUGGAGACGUCCCUAGCGCAGAUAACUUCUACAUGGGGCAACGAGACAACUGCCAGCAGUCUGCUAUCGAGCGCUUCCGGCGAAUAAUAAGUAUUCACAACGAAGCACACAAUUUGAAGAACACUAGGAAUCCUGUGGCAGGGCGAAAGUACUCAGAGGCGUUUAGCGAGUUUGUGACUGUCCACAAGAAGGAACUUACCCAAAACAAACUUUGCAAGAAAGCGAUCACAAAAGUUCUCCACUGCUCUUUGAACUUCCUCUAUCGCGAUCAGAAUAACAACAAGCGUCGAGUCCCUCGCAUUGAAGAACUUCACGGCAAGCGAUGCUGCGAUAAAGAGUGUCUAUCUCGUGUGAUACGCGAGAAUGAAACCCUUAUCCGGGGUCUUCUUCAGGAAAUGGAGAAUAAUCAAGCUAACGAGACGAAGCGAAAAGUUUUUUACCAGCUAAGAAGAAAUUCUCUUUGUCUCAAAGCAAUCGGCGAGAUAACUGGGCAGUCGAAAGCGACGCUGAACUCACUCAACUCGAAAGAGCCAACGGAUGCGAUAACCCACAAGCUGAAAGACAUUCGAAAGACAAGCAACCGGACCCAAACCAUAGUUGUGAAGCCAGAGCCAGGCGUCCCUGAGGCGCCUCUUUAUCCAUCUGUGGCUCAGGCACCUGCUGAUCCGAUAGUACGAGCGCCAACGACUUCUAACUGCUUGAAGGCUCCUUUUAUACCCACCGCACUUUCUCCGACCGUUCAAAAUAAUCUUCAGAGGAAGAGUGUUAUCACCCAAAUCACCACUGGAUCGUCCAGCGAUGAUGAGGACAUUCGCGCAAGCGUUCCAACCGCCGCUCCUCGCGAUAGAUUAGAGGGCAUUUCUGAUUCUCGGGAAGUUCCUCCCAUCACUUUUCCGCCACAUUUUUAUCCUCCGCAUUUUUACGGUUCGCCGAAUAUUAUAUCGCCAAGUAUCUGCCCAGAAAUCAGUCCCGGUAUUCGAAGCCCGUCGUUGAAGACUGCUCUUUGCCCCGGGAAGAGAAAAAAACAGAUGCCAGGUCUUGCGCCGAUAGACGGCAAAGAAUCUCCUUCCUACAAAGGAAAGUCUUCAUUACUCGAGUAUUCCGCGCUCAGAAAGCCUACAGAAGAUCCUCUUUGGCUGAAGAUUGAUACUGGAAUAUCUCCUCUAAAAAAGCCUCUGCCUGUGAAUCCGAUUGAAAAUUCGGAAGAGAACUCACGGAAAAUUCGGGGAGAAUUCGAGGAGACACGUACUCCGAAGACGAUAGAUAUAAACACUCCGAGUUUCAAACCGAAAGCGGAGAACAACACUCCAUCAAUUUUCAACUAUCCCGACACACACUAG